Molecule: messenger RNA, 2685 nt
Organism: Andrographis paniculata
Lineage: Eukaryota; Viridiplantae; Streptophyta; Magnoliopsida; Lamiales; Acanthaceae
Product: protein ACCUMULATION AND REPLICATION OF CHLOROPLASTS 3, chloroplastic
Exons: 16
Coding region: 203-2524 (773 amino acids)
Biological process (GO): chloroplast fission
Cellular component (GO): extrinsic component of plastid membrane; chloroplast outer membrane; cytosol
Molecular function (GO): GTP binding
Source: RefSeq, a predicted model, not a curated record
AGUACAAAGCAAAGCCAAGCCGCCAUCCAAUAACAUCUCUAUAACAAGAAGAGAUAUUGUCUGAAUCGAUUCGGGCCAACUUCUCGUUCUCAUUAUCAUUAAUCUAAUCGAAUCUACGCUCCUCGUUCACGUGUCGUUUUCGACCUUCUCCUUCUCCCGCCGACGCCUCGGCGAAUUCAAUUCGAAUAGUACCAGAUAACCCAUGAGCCUAUUGUACCCCAACACAGCUGGGUCAUAUUUGAUUUGGCGGCCUUCUGAAUUCCGAUUCCCAUUGCUGUCGCUCAGCGGAACCCGCGAGAAAUACGGGACCAAGAAGUCCUUGCGAUGGAACUCCGGAUACCUGAGAGCGAAGCUGCGUUGUACUAACGUCAUUGUUAGUAAUGAGAAAAAUGGUGAUUUGCGAGGCGAAGAUGGAGAGUGCGUCGAAGUGAUUGUCAUCGGAAGCAGGAAAGACGCGGUGUUGGACUUCUGCGCUGCCUCGCCUCUCCUUACUCCCGCUUUGAGAUUUUGGAAUAUUGUUGGUAAUGGCUCAGACCAGGUUCGACUCCAGCAUAGAUUUACUGGGCAAGAUACUACUCAGAGAAAUGUAGAGGAACUCUCAGCUUGGCAGCCAUCUUGUAAAGCUGUUAUACUUGUUGCUAGUGCUGCUUAUGGCUUAGAUCACGUUACAGCACUUGAGGUUCUGAGCAACGUUCAAUCUGAUGAUGGGUUUACAGUUGGAAUCAUAUUGAAGCCAUUUAGGUUUGAAGGACAAAGGCGACAAGAUGAGGUUAAGGAUUUGGUCAGCAAACUCCAGAAGCAGACAAACUUUUGUAUUGUUCUUGAUACGGAUACACUUCUUGAGAAUGAUCUGGUUACUCUGGAUGAGGCUUUGAGGACUUCUAACAAUGCUGUUCUCAUGGCUAUGAAAGCCAUUUCCAUGCUCUUAUCUGAGAAACUCACAAAGCUUUUGUGCUCAAGAGAUAAUUUGACCAGAGAACUUCAACUUCCAGACUUAAGAAAAAUUUUUGAGAGUUAUAGCGAAGCAAGAAUUGGCUUUGGAGCUGGUCACAAUGUCAAAACUUCAAUUCGGCACGCCAUUAGUGAAUGCCCUUUCCUAGGGCUGGACAUAAAGGAUUGUGAUGGUGUAAUUUUAUGCAUUAUUGCAAGUUCACUAGUGUUGGGAAGCAAUGAUGCAAAUGACAUAUUGCACACAGUUCGAUCAACUACACAAUUCCGAGGUGACAUUAUUGUUUCUCUUGCACAUGAGCCCAAUCUGGAGACUAAGACGAUAUUGGCUACCGUAUUUGUUUUUGGGCUGGUUGCAUGUGAUAUUGACAGAUUCACACAACAGAAGUUAGCUCCUGCUCCCAGAAAUGGCAUAUUAUCCAGCCUGGGACAACAUUUUCCUUUCAUAUUCAACAUCUUCAAGAAGCAAAUGGGCAACCCUGAGAAAGCUCUUCCAUAUAAGAGCCCUCAAUUUACUGAAGGGAUAUAUUCACCUGUCAUGAAGAAUAUACCUGAUGCAAAUUUCACAUAUGGUCCAAGUGAAGAUGCUGAAGUUUUUUCUGACAAAAUCCAACAGCCAUCUGGCAAUAUGGAUGAAGAAUGCGAUUCUUUAAGGUCUGGAGAUGGCGAGCUAGGAUUGUCAGAGACUAAUGAUAGUCAAUCUUCUUAUAUGUUGAACUAUGAAGAAACGCACAUGUUCAAGAGGGAGCUGCUUACUAGAGGCAAUCUAGGGCCAAGUCAUUCGUCAGAACAGUCCAAGUAUGGAACAAAUGUUCUAGAAGCUACUGGCAUAGUUGACAAUAUCAGCAUUUACAGACUUCCUGUGGGUGUAAAAAUUUUAGAGAAGUUUGAAAAUCCACCUCCCAACACCGACACUAAGCAUGGGAUAGCCCGGAGAGUCGAUGACAAUGAAAAGAAACAGCAAUCCGUUGUGCCUAGUUUGUCUUGGCCUGGAUUAAUUGAUGCUGAAAACAAUAAUACUACCAAAGCAAAUUGCAUUGGUAGUCCGAAGAAGCAGGGAGUUCUUUCUGUUCGAGCACUAUCAAUGUUGGAAUCAGAGAGGGAUUCCCAGAAAAAGUGGAACCGUGUGGUGGAAAUGAAGUAUCGUGGAGGAGUAUACAGAGGGCGCACCCAAGGAGGACUUCCGGAGGGGAAGGGUCGUCUGUUGCUUGGGGAUGGAAGCAUAUAUGAUGGAAUGUGGCGGUAUGGCAAGAGAUCGGGUCUGGGAACAUUCUACUUCAACAAUGGUGAUGUUUUCCAGGGAUCAUGGAGAGAUGAUGUCAUGCAUGGCAAGGGAUGGAUUUACUUUCACACCGGGGACAGAUGGUUUGUUAACUUUUGGAAGGGAAAGGCGAAUGGAGAAGGUCGAUUCUACUCAAAACAUGGAAAUGUUUUCUUUGGCCAUUUCAAGGAGGGAUGGAGACAGGGACAGUUUCUGCGAAUCAAUGUUGACGGGACAAGGACUGAAGAAUUGUGGGAUGAAGGCGUGCUGGUGAGUGAAAGGCCGUUGGAUAAGGUUGAUGCUCAAAUUGGUUGAAUAUUGUUAUUUGUAAAUAUUUAUGCUAUAUAUAUAUAUAUAAUUAUGUAUGUGCAUAAUGAUUUUUGUUUGUUCAUAAUUGUGCAACAAAUGUCUAAGCAUCCAUCUAGAUUGAUUACCUUCCUUUUUUUCUUAUAUAGAUUGAUUACCUUUCUUCUUCA